UCAACUUCUAUGUGGUCGGGCCCACUCUCAUUGAACUGUCGGCGCUGUUCAGCACAACCAUCGAGAAAAUAUGCUUCAUAUAUACGGUGCGGUCGGCCGGUACCACUGUUGGCAGCCUAAGCGGUUUUCUAUUCAAUUACAUCAACCGACAGUUGGCUUUCGUCUUCUUCAUGGCGCUCAUGGGCUUCAGUCUCAUUCUGAUGCCUCACUGCCAGUCCUUAUCACAACUGUUUUCAUUGGCCGCCAUCAACGGCUUCUCCAUCGGCAGCUUCGACACCGCCAUCAAUGUCUGGCUGCUGGAGAUAUGGGGCGCUGAGAGCGGGCCGUAUAUGCAGGCCUUGCACUUCGCCU
Messenger RNA from Oppiella nova, 351 nucleotides. The record is from the annotation of a GenBank genome assembly. Lineage: Eukaryota; Metazoa; Arthropoda; Arachnida; Sarcoptiformes; Oppiidae.